AGCAGACGGAGGAGCCUCCUCCCCUCUCGGCCUUCAGGAGGGGCUGAAGGUGACUCUCCUCCUCUCGGCGGGGGCUGCACACUGGGCAGCUGCCGGGGCUCCGUGCGGCCCGCGACACCGUCCUGCUCCCGGGGAUCCACCGCGCACUCCCGCGGGGGCUCUGAGCCUUUUCCUCCCCACCUCCAUCACCAAACCCCUGUUUUCUGAUCCCUUCGGCGGCUCGUCGUCCUCCCGGUAGAGGACACAGCAGCGACCGGGAGAAGAGGGGAGCCCCCCCCCCCCCAGUCUGCGUCUGUCCGUGGGCUCCGGUGGUCGUGGUGGUGCAGGUGGUCCGUGCAUGCAUGUGUUCUGCACCGUGCGGGCGUAAAAAGCGCCCCCGAUCCGCAGGGAGCAUCUUCCCCGUCAGCAGGGUGGCGCAGACGGAGCCGGAGCGCAGGGAGAGCGCGGAGGAGGCCGCGGACGGCAGCAGGAUGACUGUGCAGGAGUUCAACACCCUCGUCGCGCUGUACCGGGAGCAGGUCAUCUCCGUCGGGGAGGUGUCCGCCGACUGCCCGUCGCUGCGGGCGCAGAUGCACCACACGCGGUCCAAGGGCUGCUCCAUGGCCCGGGCGGCGCACCGGGACCUCGCCGUCAUCUCCGUGUCGGGUCCAGAGGACGGAGAGAUCCACCCUGACAUCUGUCGGCUCUUCAUCCAGCUGCAGUGCUGCCUGGAGAUGUUCAUCACGGAGAUGCUGAAGUCCAUGUGUCUGCUGGGGGUUCUGCAGCUGCACCGGAAGACCGCCUGCACAGGAGCGGACCCGGAGCCGAAGGUUGACUUCAGGAUGGACGAAAGCUCCGACGUUCCCAUCCUGGAGGACCGAUCCUCCUCCCCCAUAGACUUCCCUCAGGAGCAGUGGCUGGUGGGGAUCGAUAUCGAAAACAUAGAGAGCCAGAUGUUCCUGCUGCUGCUGCAGCUCCUCGGCUGCGUAUCGUCCGGUCUGGCCUGUUUCUGCGACCGGUACCCGUGGGGCUCCUGGUCCGCCUGCUCCAGGACCUGCAACCACGGGACACAGUGGAGGACAAGGAAGUUGCAGACCGAUGAGUAUUACUGGAGGAGCAGUUGCCGUCAGCUGUGUGAGACAACCGACAGGAGGGCCUGCAACGAGCAGGCCUGUCCCAUCGACUGCCUGCUGACGGAGUUCGGGCCCUGGUCCGACUGCUCGCCCUGCGCCAAGAAACAGUUCCGCACCCGCUCGGCCCGGAGGCCGUCGCAGUUCGGCGGGUCGGACUGCAGCGCGGAGCUGACGGAGGAGCGGCCCUGUCACCCCUCCACAGAGUGCAAGUUACCCCCCCUCGACUGCAGAGACCACUUCAAGUGUGACAACGGACGCUGCCUCAACGCCACGCUGACGUGCAACCGACAGAACGACUGCGGAGAUAACUCGGACGAGAGGGACUGUGUCGAGACCACGGUCGUGUGUCCGGCGGAGAAGAGAGUGGCCCCCGGGGCCGACCUGGUGGGCAACGGGUUUGACGCUCUGGCCGCGGAGCCGAGGGGAGCGGUGCUGGACAACAUGUUCAUGGGCGGAAGCUGCGUCAUCCGGAGGCCCCCGACCACACUGCUCUACCACCGCAUCCCUCACAACUUCCAGAGCUUCGACAUCAAGGUCGGAGCGCUGGAGGACUUCAGCACCGAGCCGCGGCCGCUUCGCUCGGAGUCCGUCAGUGUGAAGCAGUCCAGCUCGGCCGGAGGCACCGAUCACAAUCGACGCAACUUUUUGUUCUUGUUUCUGAGACCCGUGACGUUGAACAAGGCCGCUUUUGAAGCUUCGAAGAAACUGGACUCCAAGUUUUUCCGGGUGCACCAGGUUCUGCCCGUGUCCACGUUCAGGCUGAGGGAACCGGGCGACCUCGUCCUGUCGCAGCCUUUCCUCCAGUUCCUUCACGCGCUGCCCCUCCAGUACAACUUCGCCCUCUACAGGGACAUCUUCCAGCGCUUCGGGACGCACUACUACAGCUCGGGGACGCUGGGGGGCCACUACGACCUGCUGUACCAGUACAGCCGGGAGGAGCUCACCAGCUCAGGUGAAACUGAAGAGCAGAUCAGAGGCUGCCUGGGCCGGGAGACGUCCUGGUCCGUCCUCCUCUACCCCGCGCACGGCAGCGCAGCCCCGUGCUCUGACAGCACGAUGACGCAGAAAUUUAAAGGCUCGUACAUUCAGGCGGCGGAGAAGUCUUUCUCCACGGUGAAGGGAGGCCGAACCAGAGAGGCAGCGGCUCUGGCCUGGGAGAGGCAGGGCCCGGCUCCGGACCGGACGUCCUACAAGAACUGGGCCAAGUCUGUUCUCGACAACCCGGCUGUGGUCGAAUACAAGCUGCUGCCCAUCAUAGACCUGGUCCGGGGGAUUCCCUGCGCCGUCACAAAGAGGAGGCACCUGAGGAAGGCCCUCCUGCAGUACCUGGAGGAGUUCGACACCUCCAAGUGUGCCCCGUGUCCCAACAACGCCAGGCCCGUCCUCUCCGGCACGGAGUGCAAGUGCGUUUGCCAGACUGGCACCUUCGGCACCAACUGUGAGUUACGGGCUCCGGACUUCACUUCAGAGGCGGUGGAUGGUCACUGGAGCAGCUGGCGGCCGUGGAGUCGCUGCGGAGCCUCCAUGAAGAGGCAUCGGACUAGGCGGUGCGAUAACCCCGCCCCCCUGCGAGGGGGCCAACCCUGCGACGGUCCCGACCGACAGGAGGAUCCGUGUCACAUCUCCAUCUUUGAACGUCAGGAGACCUGUGACAGCGACGACGACUUCACCGUGGGCUGGAGGGACGAGCUGCCUCCUGGUGUGCAGGGCUGCCUGAGGCCUCAGAGGCCGGACAACAGCUUCCUCAGGAAAGCGAAGCAGUACUACAACUUUGGUGAGGACGAGGAGUUCCUGUGCUUCACUGGAUUCGAACUGGACGGUUUCCAGUUCAUCAACUGUCUCCCCGACGGAACCUGGAGUCAGAUGAACGGCAAAUGCAUCAGGAAGCUCUGUCUUCCUCCGGAGGUCCCCGAUGGGAUGUCGCUGCUCCCCGACAGAGACGAGUACAGAGUGGGCGAGUCGGUGGGUCUGAGCUGUAACGAGACGGGCCUGGUGCCGCGGCCGCAGAGCUUCUUCCAAUGCGGCAGCGGCCUCACCUGGGAGCCGCCGCCGCCCGCCGACCUGCGCUGCACCGACGAGGAGCCGUUUGUUCCUGAGGCCCAGUGUGGUCCGGGACAGACACUUCAGGACUCUCGGUGUGUCUGUAUCCAGCGGGAGAGCUGCCCUACGAGCCCCGCGAAUAUCUGCGUCCUGAACGUGGACGUCGGCCUCACCGUGCCGAUGUCCCUCUGCUCCCUCCACGCCGGCCGCUGCCACGGCGAUCCGCUCCUCUUCGUCGGCGACGGCGAGUGCCACGCGGGGCAACUGGAGUGGGCCAAGUUCAGAGCCAAGAUGUCCGCCAAGAGCUCCGUCCGGGUGCCCUGCGACCUCGACACCUGCUACGAGUGGGAGACUUGCUCCGACUCGCCAGCGCUCAAGAAGUGCGAGUGCCGCGCCGCUCGCGACUGCCCCGGAACCGAGGAGCACGUGUUCUGCGUGAAGCUGACCAGGAGCCAGAGGACUCGCACUCUGGACCUCUGCUCCCUGGCGGCUCUCAAGUGUUCCAACUACGAGCUCGAGAUUCUCAACGAAGGCCGGUGUGAGUCCAGAUGAAUCCACACUUUCAAAAAACGUCCCUGUGCCGCAUCGCCCAGAGAUCAACCAAGUUCAAUAAUGUAGUUUGACUUGGUUUUUGACAAUCGGGUUUUAGUACGUUGGACAUUAAAUCGAUCAAAAAACAAGACGCUUGUUCUUGUCUGCCGCACAAUGACAGUAUUUUUUAAAAGGGUUUGUAGCUGAUGUGCCCAAAAAGGGAAAAUCAUGAAUUUGAGGCCUCGGACAACUUGAUGAUCAACACACUUGGUGAUAAAUCAAGAUGGAGCUUCACCUUAACUCACUCGUUCGCUCGCCUGAUGUGAGACGCUUUUUUUUUAGGACAGACGCUGAUUUAAAAAGUGGCUCACGUUAAAUCUAAUUACAUGAACAGUUUGAAAUAGUCACACCGCUAAAUCUUCUUCACUUUUAAUAAAGACGUUUUUUAAAAAAAA
Messenger RNA from Scophthalmus maximus (turbot), 4138 nucleotides. RefSeq names its product complement component 6 (gene c6.2). The record is from RefSeq and is a predicted model, not a curated record. Gene Ontology annotation, cellular component: membrane attack complex. Gene Ontology annotation, biological process: immune response. Lineage: Eukaryota; Metazoa; Chordata; Actinopteri; Pleuronectiformes; Scophthalmidae. Bases 342 to 3704 code for a protein of 1120 amino acids. Gene Ontology annotation, molecular function: protein binding. The transcript is spliced from 21 exons.